AUGAGCUGCCAGCCGCAGAUGGGCAAGCGGGGGCUGCUCAGCACGGCACAGUCCAGCGCGGGUGUGGGGCCUGCGGAGGGUGCUGCCCCGAGGACCUGGGUCCUGGACCCCUCCGGGGAUCUGCACUACUGGUGGCUGAGUGUCAUGGUGCUUCCCAUCCUGUACAACUGGAUCAUCCUGAUCUGCAGGUCCUGCUUCCCCGCGGUGCAGCAGCAGCACCUGGCCCUGUGGCUGAGCCUGGAUUACCUGAGUGACCUGCUCUACCUGCUGGACAUCGCAGUGCGUUUCCACACCGGGUUCCUGGAGCAGGGGAUCCUGGUGCGGGACCGGGCCCAGAUCUCCCAGCGCUACCUGCGCUCCGCACACGUGCCGUGGGACGUGGCCUCGGUGCUGCCCACCGACCUGCUGUACCUGCAGCUGGGGCUGCACGUGCCGGCCGUGCGGGCCAACCGGUUCCUGCGCACGCCGCGCCUCUUCGAGGCCUUGGACCGGCGGGAGACGCGCACGGCCUACCCCCACGCCUUCCGCAUCGCCAAGCUCAUGCUCUACGUCUUCGUCACCAUCCACUGGAAUGCCUGCAUCUACUACGCGCUCUCGGGCGCCAUCGGCUAUGGGGCGGACGCCUGGGUGUACCCCAACCACAGCCAGCCCGGCUUCGCCCGCCCGCUGCGCCAGUAUCUGUACAGCUUCUACUUCUCCACGCUGGUGCUGACCACCGUGGGCGACACGCCCCCGCCCCAGCGCCAGGAGGAGUUCCUCUUCAUGGUGGCCGGCUUCCUGCUGGCCGUCAUGGGCUUCGCCACCAUCAUGGGCAGCAUGAGCUCCGUCAUCUCCAGCAUGAGCACGGCCGAGGCCGCCUUCUACCCCGACGCCGAGCGGCUGAAGGCCUACCUGCGGCUGCAGCGCGUGGGCCGGCGCCUGGAGACCCGCGUGGCCCGCUGGCACCAGCACCUGCAGCUCAACAAGAAGGUAACCAACGAGCAGCAGGUCCUGCAGCACCUGCCCGAGCGGCUGCGGGCCGAGGUGGCGGUGAGCGUGCACCUGGCCACGCUGCGCAAGGUGCAGCUCUUCCAGACCUGCGAGCGGGGCCUGCUGGAGGAGCUGGUGCUCAAGCUGCGGCCCCAGGUCUACAGCCCGGGCGAGUACGUGUGCCGGAAGGGCGACAUCGGGCGGGAGAUGUACUUCAUCCGCGAGGGACAGCUGGCCGUGGUGGGCGACGACGGGCGCACGCGCUUCGCCAUGCUGGGCGAGGGGCUCUACUUCGGCGAAAUCAGCAUCAUCAACAUCAAGGGGAACAAGUCGGGGAACCGGCGCACGGCCAACAUCCGGAGCAUCGGCUACUCGGACCUGUUCUGCCUCUCCAAGGAGGACCUGCAGGAGGUGCUGGGGGAGUUCCCCAGUGCCAAGGCCGCGCUGGAGGCCAAGGGCCGGGAGAUCCUGCUGGGGAUGGACAAGCUGGACGUGAACGCCGAGGCGGAGGAGAUAGCGCGCCAGCAGGAGGCCGAGCGGCGCACGGGGGCCCUGGAGGACGCGUUGGAUGCCCUGCAGACCAAGUUCGCCCGCCUGCUAGCCGAGCUGGAGUCCAGCGCCUUCAAGCUGGCCCUGCGCAUCGAGCACCUCGAGUGGCAGACGCAGGGCUGGGCUGGCGCCGGCGGGGAGGGCCAGGGGGCUGCGUCGGGGCAGUGA
This is a messenger RNA of Gopherus flavomarginatus (Mexican gopher tortoise), 1686 nucleotides long. It is a transcript of the gene CNGA4, whose product is annotated as cyclic nucleotide gated channel subunit alpha 4. Gene Ontology annotation, molecular function: intracellularly cGMP-activated cation channel activity; cGMP binding; voltage-gated potassium channel activity. The transcript has 5 exons. Gene Ontology annotation, cellular component: intracellular cyclic nucleotide activated cation channel complex; plasma membrane. NCBI's taxonomy places the organism in Eukaryota, Metazoa, Chordata, Testudines, Testudinidae. Bases 1 to 1686 code for a protein of 561 amino acids. The record is from RefSeq and is a predicted model, not a curated record. Gene Ontology annotation, biological process: potassium ion transport; monoatomic cation transmembrane transport.